Vicugna pacos (alpaca) is the source of this 1851-nucleotide messenger RNA. RefSeq names its product serine/threonine kinase receptor associated protein (gene STRAP). Lineage: Eukaryota; Metazoa; Chordata; Mammalia; Artiodactyla; Camelidae. Gene Ontology annotation, biological process: spliceosomal snRNP assembly. Gene Ontology annotation, molecular function: protein binding; RNA binding. The record is from RefSeq and is a predicted model, not a curated record. Gene Ontology annotation, cellular component: SMN complex.
CACUUCCUGCGGGUACCGGUGUGGACGGUGCGGGUCGUGGCCGCCGGUUCUCCGACUCUCCCCUUACCCUAACUCUCCUCCCUCCCUCCCUUUCCCUCCCUCGGCGGCGGUCGGUCUCCCGUCGCAGAUUCCCCGACCUAUCCCUGACCCCUCUCUGAUCGCGGGGCCACCAGAUUAGCCCUUUUCUUUUUCCCGGCCCAACCCCAGUGUCAGGGCGGGGGCCUUGAAGAGCCGGAGGCGCUGCGGCGGAGGAGGGAAAAGACCAGACGACCCCCGACUGGCUCGCCGCCGCCAUGGCAAUGAGGCAGACGCCGCUCACCUGCUCGGGCCACACGCGGCCCGUGGUGGAUUUGGCCUUCAGUGGCAUCACGCCAUAUGGCUAUUUCCUAAUCAGCGCUUGCAAAGAUGGUAAACCUAUGCUACGCCAGGGAGAUACAGGAGACUGGAUUGGAACAUUUUUGGGUCAUAAGGGUGCUGUUUGGGGUGCAACAUUGAAUAAGGAUGCCACCAAAGCAGCUACAGCAGCUGCAGAUUUCACAGCCAAAGUGUGGGAUGCUGUCUCAGGAGAUGAAUUGAUGACCCUGGCUCAUAAACACAUUGUCAAGACUGUGGAUUUUACACAGGAUAGUAAUUACUUGUUAACCGGGGGACAGGAUAAACUGUUACGCAUAUAUGACUUGAACAAACCUGAAGCAGAACCUAAGGAAAUCAGUGGUCAUACCUCUGGUAUUAAAAAGGCUCUAUGGUGCAGUGAGGAUAAACAGAUUCUUUCAGCUGAUGAUAAAACUGUUCGCCUUUGGGAUCACGCUACCAUGACGGAAGUGAAAUCUCUAAAUUUUAAUAUGUCUGUUAGCAGUAUGGAAUAUAUUCCUGAGGGGGAGAUCUUGGUAAUAACUUAUGGACGAUCUAUUGCUUUUCACAGUGCAGUAAGUUUGGACCCAAUUAAAUCCUUUGAAGCACCUGCAACCAUCAAUUCUGCAUCUCUUCAUCCUGAGAAAGAAUUUCUUGUUGCAGGUGGUGAAGAUUUUAAACUUUAUAAGUAUGAUUAUAAUAGUGGGGAAGAAUUAGAAUCCUACAAAGGACACUUUGGUCCUAUUCACUGUGUGAGAUUUAGUCCUGAUGGAGAACUCUAUGCCAGUGGUUCUGAGGAUGGAACACUGAGACUAUGGCAAACUGUGGUAGGAAAAACGUAUGGCCUUUGGAAAUGUGUGCUUCCUGAAGAAGAUAGUGGUGAGCUGGCAAAGCCGAAGAUCAGUUUUCCAGAGACAGCAGAAGAGGAGCUAGAAGAAAUUGCUUCAGAGAAUUCAGAUUCCAUCUAUAGCUCAACUCCUGAAGUUAAGGCCUGAGCCUCUGGCAGAUCCUACACAUAGUGUAUAACUUAUGGACUAAAACAAGCAAGCAGAGAGAAGCAUCAGCCUCCAGUUACUCUCUGCUUAUGGCAAAGAUGAGCAGUAAAUAAUGAGGAAAAUGAAUUAGCUCCAGUGCUGGAACUAACCAACUUAGAGGUGGAAACUGUAAGUGAAAAUGCAGGACUAUCAGCUGAAGGCAGAUGGAGAUACACCUUGUAGAAUGAUGACUUGUUGUCUUUUUAAUGAAUGUGUGCAAGCCAACAUCCAGUUUCUCUUAUCACAGUUAGAUUUCUUGUGGCUGUUAAUGAUAUUAUGAAGAAAGAAAAUAUAGUGGCCUAUUUUUCUGGCUUUUCCCUUAAAGCAGAAAGUUGUUUUUUUUGCUUUAGUUAAAAAGAAGAGGGAAUACAUGGUAAAGUACCUGGUUUGAUUUCUUUUUCAUUUUACAUUGCUUUGAACAUCUAAUUGUUUUUAGUUGUCUCAAUAAAAUGACUCCAAAACAAAA